This is a messenger RNA of Amphibalanus amphitrite, 1139 nucleotides long. RefSeq names its product C-type lectin-like. Bases 141 to 737 code for a protein of 198 amino acids. The record is from RefSeq and is a predicted model, not a curated record. The transcript has a single exon. NCBI's taxonomy places the organism in Eukaryota, Metazoa, Arthropoda, Thecostraca, Balanomorpha, Balanidae.
UAAGAUGGUUCAGCAGCCAUAACACGAGCCGCGACGGUCGGGUCCAGCCUCAGUCUGUCAGUCGGGGGCGCCCGGCGCACACGGAGCAAGUUUAGAGCGAGCGAGCGGGUGCGACGUCACUAUCAGGCCCUAUCGGCGCCAUGGGACCCUCAGUUCUGGUGGCCGCUGCGGUUCUGGUGAGCGGCACAGCGACUCAAAUCAACGAGUCCUACGGCCUGCUGGCCAGCCAGGUGGUGAAAGGUAUCGUACACGCCUGCUCCGACGGCAUGCGGGAGACGGUUAGAGAGGAGGUGGGCCGGCAGCUCGCGACCACCGGCCGGUCAGUGUCCCAGGAGUGUCCGGCCGGCUGGAGCCGCCACGGAGACACGUGCUACCUCAUCCCGCCGCGGCUGGCCAGCUGGCCCGUGGCGCACCACGUGUGCGCCACACUCGACAGCCGCGCGCGGCUCGCCUCCGUCCACCCGGACUCGAGACGGUUCGUCGAGUCGCUGGUGGAGUCGUUCGGCGCGUCGCGUGGAGUGUGGAUCGGCCUGGCCCGUUCUCAAAGCAUACACGAGUGGGUUUGGUCGGACGGAACACCGCUCGACCUGGCCCGCUGGGAGCCGGGCCAGCCCAACAACGGGGAUCGAGAGAGGUGCGCGCAUCACGGUUGGCCGGGCUCCUCUCGCACAGGGUGGCACGACAACCACUGCACCACGGAACUCAACCUGCUCUGUCAGCUCCGUAUCGCCCAGUGACAGCUCUGUGCUCCCCAGUGACGGUGUGGGUGUGCUACAGUGUCUGGAGUACAGCAGCACAGUGUCUGUUUAACGUUAUUUUUGCGAGGUUUAGAGAUAACAAUGUAUGCAGCAAUCAUCACGUAAAUAAUAUUGUAGACAAUCGUGAUAAUUAAGAAUCAUCAGCAAGGGGAGUUGCUGACAAGGAUCGAAAAUACCAAAAAAAAAAAAACAUCAGACUGGGUAAUUUGCCGAUGUGAUAAUAAAACUACGGAGCGGAGACGUGGUGGCGGCCGCGGCAGGUCCUUCCAGAACCACAGGCUGCGUCCGGCUCCGGCCGGGUGGAGGGAUAAACAUUAAACAACACGAGUUGUAAUAAAUGUGAAAAUAAAACAGAGUCACAGCACUCUGCAGGAGAGGUCC